Molecule: messenger RNA, 599 nt
Organism: Pyricularia oryzae 70-15
Lineage: Eukaryota; Fungi; Ascomycota; Sordariomycetes; Magnaporthales; Pyriculariaceae
Exons: 1
Coding region: 15-599 (194 amino acids)
Source: RefSeq, a predicted model, not a curated record
CAGACAGUGCAAAGAUGGAAAAAGACCCGUUCAUCACGCGAUCACAACAAACCCUGCCCUGCUCCUCAAGAAGUUCAUCUCGCCAUGAUGCACCGAAGACAGCCCUCGCCACCACCUGCACCGAUGAGUUCGAGUACCCACCUGAAGCGACGAUGCGCCGGCGCCGCUCCAAUGCGCCAUCGCCAGAGCCCGAGGAGCAGAAGCACCAACAGAUGCAAGAAAGCAGGGUUGGUGGGCGCUCGUGGACGUCUAGGGACCGGCAGUCCCGGUCGCGCAUCUCCUUGCGGGACAGGGGCCUUGGGAUGGGUCAGAUACACCUGAACGAGCCGAGGUGGAGGCUGAGGCAGUCUUGCAAUGUCGCGGGCAUCCGUUGGCGUAGGACAGUGGGAGUUGAGCCGAGUCGCAGGGCGAGAGGCGCGGGGACGCGCGGGACUGCCACCCCGGUAGGGGUUAUUGGUGGUUCUGCGGGAAGGGUGGUGGUUAGUGUGAGGGAUCGGGCCGCGGCGGAAAUGAUUUGGACAAUUUUGCAAUUGCGGGCUUCGGUUUGGUGCCGGGAGCCUAUUGGGACUAGAAACGAUUCGACUUUGCACGCUUUGUAG